AUGCUGAGAGCGUUGGUGGAGCAGCGACUAACUGCGGCUGCUGAAGAGAUAUUUGGGCUGUUUGAAAGAACGAUAGCAGAGUACGAGGAGGAACUUUGUCGUUCAAAAGAGGAGAAGGAGCGACAACGGGAGCUACUGGACGCUGUUUUCAACCCUCAGCUUCGGUUCCACAGAGCAGAUGUUCAGCAGCUGUUGGUGGUUAAAGAAGAGGUUCCCCCUGAGCAGCAGGAGUGUAGCUCCAGUGUGGACCAGGAGGAGCCAGAGCCCCCCCCACACAUUAAAGAGGAACAGGAGGAACUGUGGAGCAGUCAGGAGGGAGAGCAGCUUCAAGGGCUGAAGGAGGCUGAUAUCACCAAGUUCCCAUUCACUCCUGUCCCUGUGAAGAGUGAAGAUGAUGAAGAGGAAGCUCAGUCCUCACAGCUUCAUCAAAGACAAACUCAACGCAUGGAAACAGAAGCUGAUGGAGAGGACUGUGGAGGACCAGAACCAGACAGGAACUCACAUCCACUUUUACAACCAGAGACUGAAGACCAGACUGGAGACUCUUCUGAACCUGAGACUGAUGACAGUGCUGAUUGGAAGGAGACCUCUCUGAAACAUGGUUCAUCAUGUAAGAAAACAUUCAGCUGCUCUGAGUGUGGGAAAAGAUUUGACUUCAAGUCAUAUCUGAAGAGACACAUGAGAAUCCACACAGGAGAGAAACCUUUCAGCUGCUCUGAGUGUGGUAAAGCUUUCACUGAUAGUGCAACCCUGAAGAGACACAUGAUAACUCAUUCUGGAGAAAAAGCUUUCAGCUGCUCAGUUUGUAAGAAAUCUUUUACACAGAGUGGAUAUUUACAGAAACACAUGAGAGUCCACACAGGAGAGAAGCCUUUUAGCUGCUCUGAGUGUGGGAGAAGAUUUGGCCAAAGGGGAAAUCUGAAGACACACUUGAGAACUCAUACAGGAGAAAAAGCUUUCAGCUGCUCAGUCUGUAAGAAAUCUUUUACACAGAGAGGAAGUGUAAAGGCACACAUGAAAAAACAUACAGGAGAGGAAGCGUCUACUUCCUGUGUUAGUGACAUCAGAAAGCAGCAGGAGUGGAGCUCCAGUGUAGAGCCCUGCACGGGCCAAAAACUCCAGCCCUAACCCGGCCCUGGCCCGUGGUGUUCAAGCCCUACCCGACCCCAGCCCGACAACGCCUGCAAUUUUUUCAGCCCGAACCCGACCCGACCCGAGACCAACAUCAAUCACUUUUAAGCUCUCUCUGACGCGCGCGCUCUUUGAUGCGCUCUCUCUCUCUGACGCGCGCUCUCUGAUGCGCGCUGUCUCUGCUACACACGCAAACACACACA
Sander lucioperca (pikeperch) is the source of this 1334-nucleotide messenger RNA. Its product is annotated as gastrula zinc finger protein XlCGF57.1-like. The transcript has 2 exons. The coding region runs from base 1 to 1128 and encodes 375 amino acids. Gene Ontology annotation, biological process: regulation of transcription by RNA polymerase II. Lineage: Eukaryota; Metazoa; Chordata; Actinopteri; Perciformes; Percidae. Gene Ontology annotation, molecular function: DNA-binding transcription factor activity; RNA polymerase II cis-regulatory region sequence-specific DNA binding. The record is from RefSeq and is a predicted model, not a curated record.